Messenger RNA from Neoarius graeffei (lesser salmon catfish), 1292 nucleotides. It is a transcript of the gene brix1, whose product is annotated as brix domain containing 2. The record is from RefSeq and is a predicted model, not a curated record. Gene Ontology annotation, biological process: ribosomal large subunit assembly; rRNA processing. NCBI's taxonomy places the organism in Eukaryota, Metazoa, Chordata, Actinopteri, Siluriformes, Ariidae. Gene Ontology annotation, molecular function: rRNA binding. The transcript has 10 exons. Bases 29 to 1057 code for a protein of 342 amino acids. Gene Ontology annotation, cellular component: nucleolus.
GGCAGGUCACGUGGUGUGUGUAGUCAAGAUGGCGGCGGCCAAGAGAAAACGUGGAGGUGCAGAAGCGACACCGAAAAAGAAAGUUAAGUUUGUAGAAAAUGGAGAAAAAGAGAAAAAUGUUCAGACGGAAGAGGAGAUCGCGGUUCCGCCUCCGGUUUCUCUGGGAAAGUGGAGAAACAAGGAACGGGUUUUAGUUUUCUCUUCUCGUGGGAUCAACUUCAGAACGCGGCACCUGAUGCAAGAUCUCAAGACCAUGAUGCCUCACUCGAAAGCAGACACCAAAAUGGACAGAAAAGACAAACUGUUUGUUGUGAAUGAGGUGUGUGAGAUCAAAAACUGCAAUAAGUGCUUAUUCUUUGAAGCGAAGAAGAAAAAGGAUCUUUACAUGUGGAUCUCGAAUGUUCCUCAGGGACCUUCAGCCAAGUUCCUGGUUCAGAACCUCCACACCCUCGCGGAGCUGAAAAUGACAGGAAAUUGCCUCAAAGGAUCCCGACCCCUGCUCUCGUUCGAUCCUAAAUUCGAUAAGGAGCCUCACUACGCCCUCCUGAAGGAGCUGUUCAUUCAGACUUUCUCAACGCCGCAGUACCAUCCCCGGAGCCAGCCGUUUGUGGAUCACGUCUUCACCUUCACCAUCGCCGACAGCAGAAUAUGGUUCAGAAAUUAUCAGAUUAUCGAAGAAGACGCAUCUCUCGUAGAAAUCGGACCUCGCUUCGUCCUCAAUUUGAUUAAAAUCUUCCAGGGCAGCUUCGGUGGACCGACGCUUUAUGAAAACCCUCAUUUCCAGUCACCCAACGCGAUUCGGCGCAUGGUGCGGCUCAGUAUGUCCGCUAAACAGAAAGAGAAGCAGAUGGUGAAGCAGAUCCUUCUGGAAAAGAGGAACGAGCCCAAAGAAGUGAUGACGAAUGAUGUGACAGAUGACGUGUUCAUCACGCCGGCGGAGGAGAAACCAGUGACGGUGGAGCUCGAGGCUCCGGAGCCACAACUGAACAAGAAGAAGAAGAAGAAGCUGACCGAGCUGAAGAAGAGGACGCUGCUGAAACGCAAAGGCCUCCGAUGAAGAGCUUGCACUGCGUCACCUUUUCCCUCGUCCUCUCAUUUAAAUUUUUUUUCCCCCAGCCCUGAAGUGUCAGCUCUACAGAAAGAGGCUGUGAAUUACUUUUAGGGCGUGUCUCAAAAGUGUUCUUCUCUAAGGACCACCACCAUCUUUAUAUCUCUGAAUACAUACUGCCGUUUUAAUUGUACAUUUUAUUUGUUGCAUUUGUUACAACAUUAAACCGUUAGUAUGAACACCU